Anarrhichthys ocellatus (wolf-eel) is the source of this 10447-nucleotide messenger RNA. RefSeq names its product nuclear pore complex protein Nup214. The record is from RefSeq and is a predicted model, not a curated record. The transcript has 6 exons. Gene Ontology annotation, cellular component: nucleus. Bases 4605 to 6074 code for a protein of 489 amino acids. NCBI's taxonomy places the organism in Eukaryota, Metazoa, Chordata, Actinopteri, Perciformes, Anarhichadidae.
UUUCCUGGUAAUUAUUUUCAACAUAUUCAGCGUUUUUUAACACCGCACAGCGCGAAGGAUUCUCGAUAACAGACCGCGCGCGUGAUUUAUCGCAGCAAUGCGUGAAACAAUGAUAGCUACGAUGCGAAAAAAGAGCGUAGCACCGGACAUCUCGUACUCGAGCUCGACUACCAAUAGUUGUGUAACGGUUGCUGUUAGUCGGUGCACAAACACAACACGCCGCGUUGUAGACGCGCGUUUAAAUCCUCGAUAAAUCCACGUAUGUUUUCCGAAACUCGCCGUGGAUUCCCGUUUCACCGUUUUAACGUAACGCAGUGUGGUUUUUAGCGCACAGCGAUGGCGGAAUCCGUCAGGGCUGCUCCUUGUGUGAGCCGCCAGGCACGAGCAGCAGGGGGAGAGGCAGGCACGAGCUCAACAAAGACAGGAAGAUCACAGCUGAUUAGCUCAGACGGACCACGUGGUCAGAGCAAACGAUUUAAAUCAUCUCGUAUUCAGAAGUUAUUCUCAAUAGUUAUUGACUUGUUCAUAUCGUAUACAUUUUGACUUCAUGCAUUAACAUUAUACUGGCGUGUGAAUGGCUAAGUUGGAGACAAAUAAAAAGGAAAAUGUGGACAAUAAUACAACUAAUGUUGCAUUAAUGCGAGGAGCUUGACUAACAAGGUAUUUUUGGUUCAAAUUGAUUUAUUAGGUUGAAACCCCUUGAGAUGUACCAUUUAUUUCCUUCAAUAACUGUUUGAGUAGAGAUAAAAAAACCACUAUAAUUCAGAUACCAAAUGUAUUAUUUACAUUUGAAAUAGCUUUGGCUCAUAAAGAAGAAGAACAGAAUGAUUCAAACUUCCAUUUAGUCGAUGUCCCCACAGUGUUGCAUGUACGGGGACAAUACUGUUUGAACUUGGAUGUUGAAUUUGUUUUCCAGUCCUGAAAAGUGCACGUGACCAUCAGUCAUUAUUGCAGCACAUCGGGGCAACUGGGCUCUUCAUAUUUAGAGUUGGUGCUUAUUUCUCUGGGCCCUCUGCAGUCUACUCAGGGGUUACAUUGAAGAGGGUUAGACUGAGAUCUGUCAGUCCACAGUAUGUUCAGCUGAUAUUCCAACAGUGCUAACUAACACUACACCAACCUUCUAUUUCUAUUGGGAGGUUUGAAGAAGAGCUUUGCUAAAGCAACACGUUGCCUCUUAAUUCCAGCUCGUUAUAAGCUGUUUGUUUUGCACUUGGCAGUGAACAGGACACCUACUUAGAUGCUAGGCUUCUAGUUUCUUUUACCAGUGACUGCUGAUUUCUUCUGUUCUUAUUCAACUGUUGCUCAGAGGGACCUUUGUCUCUUUCAGUCGUCAGGCUGCUUGAACCAUUGUACAGUGUUGUGUUCUCCCUGUACUCAGAUAACUCAAUGCAAUGAUGACUUUCUGCAACCUACAAUCAUGAAACACCUUUCAGAUAUACUGUAUAGAAUGAACACAAUUAAGUUGGACAAAUCCCAACUUUUUAACGGUAAUGUUGUGUAGAUAUUUAAGGGCAUGUGAACACGGGCUUUUGUGAAGAAAUUUAGGUUUUUAAAUCAAAUCUUUCCUCUAAAAAGCAGCUUUAUAGAUGGAACGCUUCACACCAAACAAUAAAACAUUACUCAUCUUUGGGUGUAAUUCCAAAUAAGGUAUUUUUUACUAUACAAUCCACAACCAGCAGUGUAGGGACACGCCUGUGAAAACAAUAUUACUUCUGUUUCUUUGGCAUUUUCAAAUCACAGUAUUUGUGUUGUUUUCUACUCCAGCCAUGGCAUGUUUUUUCCCCAUUGUGGUGAAUUGAGUUUUUUCACAUUGUCGAGGUAAAGACCACCCAAACCGAGACCAGGUUGUGACUGAGACAGAGUCACGACCGAGAGUCCCACACUGCAUGACUCGCCUACGAUAAAAUGUGGAACAUGCACACCAGAGGCACUCCUCAAAUUGAUCUGGUACAGCCACAUUCUCCUAAAAACACCCACAAAAAACACAUGACUAUUCCUCUGAUAGACCAAACAAUUCAUAAACUCUUCUAAAAAAUUCACUAACAACAAGCCUAGUUUUAAAUGAGGUCUUUUUUUUAAACGCACAGCUAAAUCUAGAAAAUAGAACAACUAAUGCCAACAGUCAACAUUUAAAAAGCAGAAAAGCUGCAAAUACCUGAGAUGUAUCGAAGCCCGGGGACUCGUUCAAUUACACGUAUAAAAUAAAGGAAGUCAUUUUGAGGCACAGGAACCAGUUGUGUUCUGGAUCGGCCUUGAAAUGAAACAAAAAGAUCUCUUUGUCUAAACUAGAGUGAAAUAAUGCAUUAGAUGAGGAAGAGACUUUGAAAAAGCGGUCUUGUGAUCUAGACCGAUGUACACGACUCCAACUCUGGUGUUAGGAUUAGAUGUCGGGACUUUGGAGACGUUGGUGCACAGAGUGUGUUGCUGCUUCUAGUGGAGUAUGAGGGCAUAGCUGUGACUCAGCUCAAAAGAUAUCACGCAGUAAAUCCGUGUCUGUAAUCUACAUAUGUAGGGCCCGUUUUCACCUUUAGUCAUCAGUGGCACUCGUGUGAAAAGAGCAUAGGUAUAGUACUGUCUGAAUUCAUUUGUUUUACCGAGUCUGGAGAAAUCCUUUUUGAGCUCAUGACUUUAUGACCCCUUUAAAUUAUCUGAAGGAUGUCACGGUGUGUUUAAACGAGUGCACCCGCUACCGGCUUCCUUUUCCCUACUUUUUGUUAUUUAAAAGUUGUGCAAUCUUGGCUCUGAAACACACUUUUAUUUAUCUUGAUAAAGAAAAAAAAAUGUUGCACUUGAAUACUGUUUUAUACUGCCACCAAGUGUCGGACAACAUGACCCACAGGGCAGAAACCACAUUGUAUUUGUUAUUUAAAUGUCCUGUGUUUAUAGAUGAAAUUGUUCAUUUCACUGGUAAUCGUAAUAAUGAAGAAAAUAAUGGAUUAUUUAUAUAUCUUCAUUUGGCAGAUACUCGUCCAAAGCAACAUUUUUAGAAAAACAACAACAAAAGUUAGUUUGAAAGUACAGGUGCAAACCUGUCAGUUUCAGAGUGUGUCACCAAAAACCAUGUUCAUAGUUUACUAUUUUCUGACCAUUUUUACUCCUAAAGUGCCAAUUUUCUAAGUGGGCUGGCCUUUAGAGUUUUCAGGCUGCAGGCCACUUUCCUUUCAUUGUUGUAGUAAUGUUAGCACGUUGUUGAUCGGUAUCAGCUGCUGAGCGUAUAAGAGCGCGUGUCAAGUUUUACUGUAGGUCACAGUGUAAAGCCUGGUUGGAUGUUACUCAGGGCUAUCUAAAGUGACUGUAGUGACUGCUGUCAGUCAUUGCCCUCAGCCCCUCACAUUUCAAUAUUACACAGCAGUCCUCAGCUAAGAGAAGACAUCUGCAUGUCCUUCUUUUUUUAUAUAAAUAUAUAUAACGCUGUCACUCUGUGCACACAGUUGAUGUCAGUUGUCACUGAUGGAACAUAAUUCUUCUAAUAUUUGAGUUUAAAAAAAAGCUGCGUCUGGUCGAUUUGAAACAGCAUUUCAGUUUCUGAUUCAAUUUUACUACAUUAUUGAAGGAACAGAAAUAAAUCCACUGAAGGCUGUUGAUCCAAGUAGUUGUACAUUAAAUACCCACUGUAUUUUAACCUUUAAAUGCCCAAACACAUUAUUACCAGACCAGGUUGUGAUCUAACAAUGUCUACGUCUUUAAUCUCUAUAUAUAUUUCUCUUCAAAUAUAUUUAAAAUCAUCUUUAGUUGCUGGCCCUGUGUUUUGGCCCCGUCAGAUUAAAGCUGAACACAUCUAUUUAACAUGUAAUGUAGGCUACAGUCAGAUGUCGCCCCUUUGUCAUCUGUGUAGGAAAUGUAAGUCUGGUAAAUGAAUUAAAGAACAACAGGGCCCUGUUCAUUCAGCUGACUCAGGCACAGGGUGCACUGAAGCAGCCAACACUGAGGAGCCUUUCAAUGGAGAGAGAAACUCCCUCCACACCAAAAGAUUACACAGAGGGUCUCUCUUUUAGAGAGAAUAAAAAGCUUUUUCCCUUUAAUGCAACACAGAGCUAUGCAAUUGUCAAGCACAUACAUUGGAUGGAUUUCAGUAACUUGAAUGUAGGCUACUUGAAGUGAGCACUGUGCAGCUGUGUUAUCUUGGAAAAUAGAAGAAUCGGAACCGACUCAGCAGAUAAAUGACUCGGACAGGGCGUAAAAAUGCUUGAUCGGGACAUCCCUACUUAGUAUAAUAUAUUAUUCUCAUAUAUAAUAUGUUAUCAUAUAUUCAUAGUAAAAAGCACUGCAGUAAAGUAAUGAUGGUGCCAAGUUUGGACAAGUGUAUAGUAGAGUGAAACAUUUGGUAUAUUGUGCGCUUGAGAAUCAGAACUCUUACUUCUGUUGACUUAAAGUUACUCAGUCGAUCUUUUAACAUUGUGUUUUCUUCUUCUUGCAUUUCUCUGUUUCUCUUCCCUCAACCUCUCCCUCGCUGUCUCUCAUUCGUUGCAGGCCCCGUGCAGUCAGACAGGUGUCUUCAGUCCAGACUGGCAGGUGGAUCAGAACCAGACACACCUGGCAUUUAGAGUCGGCUACAAACUGAGUUGUAGUAGGCCGUCGAAGGAGGAGGAGGAGAAGGUGGAGCCAUGUCGGCCUCUUGGCGUGAGGACGAUGAAGAGUUGAAGGCGGGAGGAGUGAGAGGAGGGUCGAGACUCAAACCCAGGUUCUCCUUCAAUGAGGUGAAACAGCUGCUGGAGGCGGUGAAGAGGAACAGAUACAUCAUCCUCAGGAAGUUCAACCAAGGAGUGUCGGCUGAAGCCAAGAAACAGACCUGGGCUGAAAUCACCAAUCAGAUAAACAGUCUGGGAGAGAAUCACAGAGAGGUGCGUCAGAUCAUGAAGAAAUGGGCGGACCUCAAAUGUGAUGGAAAGCGACGCGCCUUAGCCCUCCGGGGCCCCAACGGCAGCAACACGCGGAAGAAGAACCUGGGCCCCGUGGAGAGGAUGGUCAACAAGAUACUAAUGAUGAGUCCUCGAGGAGGUGGCGACAGUGAUGUGGAAUUUGGCGAAGACGAAGACUUUUCAAAGCUUUACGGUAAAGGCCCGCCCAUCAACCCUCCCUCCUACUCCUACCUCAGCCUGACGGACAGUUCCCUUUCUGUACCUGGAGGAGCUCCCUACGACAUGUCUCCUCUCUCCUCACCAGAGAAGGAACCUGGUGGCGAUACUUUCCACUCCUCCUCUGAGUUUGACCUGGCUGACGAUGGAGAUGGUACCGCGGACUAUGAAGAAAACGACGACUCCAUGUUCUCCUCCUACCCUUCCUCUCUUCCCCCCCCCUCCUCAACCUCCCUGGACCCCCUGCCUGUCAACGCCCUGCUGAGGAUGAAGCCAGUCCACACCUACUCCCGGAACAACAGCCAGAACCACCCCUCCCCCAGACCCUCCUCCUCUGUGGCCGCCACCACCUCGGUUUUCCCUUCCGCGUCUGAUUCGGACGCUGCCUCGUCCUCUGCUGCCCCUCCCCCAUCACAAUCCCCACCAAGCUCCAACACGACUGCCUCCUCCCUCCCUGCUCCUUCCUCAUCCUCCACAUCUGUCGCAGCCAAUACCUGUACCCCUCACCCUGCGCCCCCCUCUUCCUCCAUCCAACCCGCUCCUGGUGCUCCCACUCUCACCGCUGCUGUAUCUUCCUCCUCUGCUGCUUCUACUGCGACCUCGUCUUCCAACUCUCACGGACCUUCCCCCUCCUUCUCGGCCCUCCCACCCAACCCUCCCUCCACCUCAGGCUCCAACCUGUCCGACCCUCUCCCGGCCGGAGCGUCCUCCCGCAGGGCCCACGACCACGUGGCGCAGAUGGCCUCUCAGGGCCUCCAGCAGCAGCGGGCCAGUAGGAUGCUCCUGACCUCGGUGUCUCAGUCUCUGGAGAUCUUGGCUCAGUCCGUCCAGCUGCUGGUGGAGAGCCAGCAGGAGUUUGUGCAGGAGUCUCUGCUGCUGCAGAGGGAGACGGUGGACAUUCUGAGGGAUUUCUCCAACACGGCGCUGACCAUGCUGAGAGACAAAUCCAACAGCGGACAACUGGCGACACAUCAUCACCAUCCCACUGCACACUUCUGAAAAAUGGAGAUGGACAAAUUCGUAGGUUUUCAAAUCAAUCAACGGCAUGAAACCACAAGCCAAGUGCAGGUGAGUUUUGGCAGUGGGAGCACAUUUCUUGUGAUUUAAACAUCCAUCUUGUUUGUAAGGUCUUGGAGGAGCCAGCUGAUUUGACAUUACUAGCCACUUCGGCUGCCGGACAGAAACACUCUCCUGAAAACGGGGUGAAAUGUUGCCCCACAGCCACGGACACGUGGAGGUGUUCAUGUUUAUUCAUGUGCCUGAAUCUCGUUUGUGUCCUCUACUGAUGGUUUGGCGCAAGCUCGUGUGUUUUCCACACUGUAACUAGCAUUUUAAAGGAGGUGUUUUGAGCUGCUCAACCCCCCCCUCCCCCCUUUACGGAUUUCCACACAAACAGAUCUACUGAGUGUAUUUUGUACUGGUUGAGUGCACUGGGACACUUGGUUUAACCUGCUCACUGACUGAGAGGAAAUGAACAAAGUAACUGUAAUAUUUGACUGUUGGAAUCUCAACUGGAGUGACAGCUGGUUUGGUGUUGUGCUCAAGGGCAGCGCGGCAGGAGCUAUUGAGACAGAGAAGCAAGCUGAUGUUGUCCUUAUCACAGCUGGAUGUGGUCGUGAUAAGGACAACAGGAGCAUGCAACAACUACUUUGACAAAUUUUAUAAUAAAUCAUUUUAACACAAUUGAUGUUUUGGUAAUAUUUACGGCUGUUAACAGCUUUCACAUGUCAUACAUGACAAAACAAGUCUAUCAUGCAGUGGAGGAAGGAAAGCAUGUUUAAAUUGUUUGGUGUUUAAAAUUAUUAUUCAAGGUGGGACUUUACUACCAACCACAUGUUGUAGAAUGUUUUUGCCGUUCAUUGCAGCUGCCGCACAGAGCUCUGACCGGGUAAACCGGUGAACGUUAAGACUAGCCAGCCACCACAAAGCAAGGUUCAUUAAAUAACGUAGAUUUAAUGUAGAAUAAGCUCGAGCUAACCCCUGCAGAAAAUUAUCUGACCCCACAAUCCUUAACCCGACACCCUGGCAAGCACCACAUUUCUGUUUUUUCAUGAGCACAUGGAAGACUUCAAUGUCUGAAUUCUUUACGAAAUAGCAGUUUAUGAAAGACAAUGGUGUUAUUUACACACACCUGUGCUUUUGUGUUUUAGACGGCAAUACACAACCAUAAGAUUCAGUGGGGACUGUCUGAAGAAACAUGUUGGUAUUAUGGAAGUUCUGCUGCCCACAAUAGAGGACGUGUUCUCUGUCCAGCUCAUAGCAUUGUGUUGUGAAUCUGCAGACACACCCUUCACUGAACAUGCAGCUGGCUCUCUGGCUGUCUGCUGUAACACCAGGCUGUGUGAUGUUUCCAACAACCAAACCCUGAGAAUAAAGACAUUAUUAUUAAAAGAAGAAAAACCUGCUUGGAGAGUAUUUCUCUAGAUUUUGGGCCGUUUUGUAGAAAUGCAAGUUAAAGUAUAAGUUUGGUGAUAUUCUCUAUUUGUCGACAAAUCACCGAACAAAAAGACCAAAAGCAACAGUGAACCGAUCUACUAAAGUGAGUCAUAGGCUCCAAAAUAGUUUUAUGGGAUUUGUUGACUGAAUUAAUGGGGUAUGUAAACAUUUGAGUGGCUUCUUAGUAAUGCACCCAGCAGUUGAUUUUGUUUUGUCAAUGUCCUUAUUUUCUCUUCAUGUCAAGAUGCAGCAACAAACACAUGCAAAUGUCACACACCUUCCAUCAAUGCCAGAGCUCAUUGGUGAUAUAUGAAGAUAGUAUAUUACACUAGAGUCCACAUUUUAUUACCGUUUAUUUCAUUCGACAGAUGCCUCAUAAGAUCGACCCAGACAAGGGAUCGAAAGUGGAGAAGAAUGCUUCCAGGAAGCAGCUGGCGGUCAGUCCAAAGGUUCUGUCCCUGAUAACCAAAAUGACGGACUAUGAAUGGAGGCCGUGAAAAGAAGCACUUCAGCAGAGAAAACACUGGAGUCCAAUCUCCCCCCUUUCACAUGCACAGUAACUCAGGUCUCUCUCAGACUUUUCUAAACCCACUGAACCAGAUGCAUACACAAAACCCUAAACAUAUUUUAGGAAUAUGGUGGGUUCUUUACUACUUCCUGGUAGUGUUAUGGAUGUAUCAGUAUGAGGCUACUGAUUCUGUAGACAGAGAUAUCGCAGUGAGCUCGUCAGACAUAAAUGAAAAGCACAGCUGGUCCCUGCUCAGGUCUCAGGAGAAUCAACAUGCUGUCAGGCUGCUAGCUCACUGGGACGUCUGUAUCCACUGCUUUGAAAAAAAGAUUUAUCUGUCCACAAGUACAGGAACCCAAAAGCACAACAGAGACAGAGUACAAGUACAGUUUGGUUUACUAGCGUUGAUGCAGGGUCAAACCGGGAGGUCGGUCAAUAAGGCAAACGAAUCCAAGCAGGCAGGGUCUGAACAGGCCGAGCACGAAUAGUAACGUGGAUAAUGCAGGAAAGCUUGGCAGUAACGCACAAGACAAUCUGGCAGGGAGUGCUAGUGAACAGACCUAAAUAGCGAGGGACUAAUGAGGGAAUGGGCUGCAGGUGAGAUGGGCGUGGAGGACCAGGUGAGGGGAAUAUGAGUGAUGACAGGUUGAGAAUAGCAGGACCUGAAACAACAGCAGAGUUAGAGAAACAGACAGGAUGAAAACAAUCUCAGAUGAAGUGGAAUUUGUGACACUGAUGGUGUUGCUGAACACAUGAAUUCAGAUAAGUAUCACUCUGCACGCCUUCCUGUUAAGUAUUACUAUUAAGUAGAAUAAGUGAGGAAAUAGCCAGGAAGUCUUUCAAAUCAGGGAGUACAAAGUAUAAAAUAAAUACCCACAGUUAUACAUCAUAUUUGUUGUCGUUUUCAUGGUAACGUGAUAUGUUGCAGCAAAGUGCUGUCCCAUUCUUAUUUACACCGUCUCAAGCCCUCAGUCUCUCACACUCCCCCACUUACCAGGUGAUGUCAGUAAGUCCUUGAGGGUUCAGGGUUUGAGGCUUUAGGGGCGACAUUGGGAUUGGGCCAAAGACUCGACCUGCAUGUGCGCAAGACGGAAGAUAUCCAGUGUUAAUCACCACCUCAUUUCAAGUAUUCAGCUAUCACUGAUUGUAUUAUUAUGAUAUAAAUGUGACUGUGGUACUAAGCUGUUGCAAUUAGCAACAGUUGUUAGUGACCUUAUAGUAUUUUCAUAACUCAUAAUAUAACACCACAUCAGUUAAACUGAGAGUUUUGUAAAUACAUUUGGUUCAGGGGGGAGACGCUGUUUCAUAUCAGUGUACAAUUUGCAUGAUAUCUACUGGAUAGAAAUCUCAGUCCAGCUCUCAGUUGGAUUGUUAUGACCACACACAGACAUUUGACAGUAAAGCGAGAGGAAGACUCCCACCCUUCCUGCUCCCAGACUUAUCCCACCGACUGAUAAUGAGCAACAGAUUAAACGUGUAAAAUGAGGUCACGGCUGAGAACAAUACGUCGUACUUUCAACACAGUCUGCAGUCUGAGUUAAUGUUACAGUUUCACCCCGCACAGUGUUGUCUUGCUUAAUUGGGGAGAUGGGAUGAUUGUGUUUGGAAGAAGAAAAGAGGGCGUCUUACUUGUAGUACUGUAAGUGAGACUGUGGUGCCAUCUGUUGGCAAAAAUAUAUCAGUGAAUAAAAAGUGAAUGAAGUUACAAUACUGCCAUUAUGUGGAGGUUGUCCAGAUGACAUACAUGCAUCAUUAGUGUCCCUUGUUUUUAGAAAUAUGUCGCAAAAUGCACCACAAAGUGAUCUUCUCACUAUGUGCAUAUAAAGUUGAAUAUUAAUAACAAUUCAAAAAUAAAACUGAUUUUAUUACUCACAAAGCAAUAAAAUCACAGACCGUGGGCUGCUCGGUAUCAUCCCAGUGACAAAUAAAAAGCCCCACAAGGUACUCAAUUAAAUGCGAUAAAUUUGGGUUUCAUGAAUUGUGCAAUCUUUGCAUGAUGUCGAUGGAAGCAUGCAGUGAUUCAAGUUUAGUUUAGUUCAUGUCUACUCAUGUCUACUGCCUUUCUAUUCAUUAUUUUAUAUCUAAAUCAACAACAACACAAAUGAAACUGCUGACAUGUUUCAUUCUUGGUUGAACCUUGUAUGUAUACUCUGGGUCAAGAUGAUGUGAAGUGUAUCAUCACAGAUCAUCACACACAUCACGGAUUUAUGGAAACGCCUAGAUUGUAAACACACACGCAGUCCAAACUAUUUACAUUUACACAAUUUACUAUAAAAUAAAAUCUCUCUCACACACGCAUGCCUGCGUUAGUGGAGGGGGCGUGGCCGCAUAAUAGUGACGUCAUCGAAAAACGGCCUUUCUGAGUUGCACUUGAACCUAACAAGUUUACCUGCAGCACCUAAAAGAUUGAGCUCUCAGAGAUCUGAUC